AUGUCUACCACCAAUGGUGCUCAGGCGCCUCCCAAGGACAAACUGAUAUUCGCCCCCGGCUCCAACCCCGACGAUGCCCACACCGCCCACCAAGCCGCACAAUUCUCCCUCUCACGCCUCCGCCGCCCCGAUCUCUCCGACAACCCAUUCAUCCAAUUCCACAGCUGGUUCACACACCCCCAACUCAAAGGCUCUGUCCCCGAGACCGUCACCCUCUCCACCGCCGGUUUACCAUCAGGCUGCAUCUCCAGCCGCACAGUGUACCUCAAGGAACUCGACGACAAGGGCUUCGUAAUCUACAGCAACUUCGGCACUUCGCGCAAAGCCGCGGACCUCACAUCCAACCCGCACGCCAGUCUCACAUUCUGGUGGAAACCUCUCGAACGUCAAGUCCGGGUUGAGGGAAUCACCGAACGCCUGACACCACAGGAAAGCCAAGUGUAUUUCAACACACGCGCCCGUGGGUCCAGGAUUGGAGCAUGGGCAAGUCAGCAGUCUAGUGUGCUCAUACCGGAACCUGAAAACGACGAUGACGGUCGUCUCGACCUCGAAAAUCGCGUCAAGGAAAUCGAAAAGCGAUUCGAAGGCCAGGACGAGAUUCCCGUGCCGCCUUUCUGGGGUGGAUUGCGUAUCAUUCCGGAAUCGGUUGAGUUCUGGCAAGGGCGGGAAAGUAGAUUACAUGACCGGUUCGUGUAUACGAGGCUAGAAGGUGGUGCUGGGUGGAAGAUAGAACGAUUAAGUCCUUGA
Messenger RNA from Exophiala viscosa, 747 nucleotides. Its product is annotated as pyridoxamine 5'-phosphate oxidase. Gene Ontology annotation, molecular function: pyridoxamine phosphate oxidase activity; FMN binding. The coding region runs from base 1 to 747 and encodes 248 amino acids. The record is from RefSeq and is a predicted model, not a curated record. NCBI's taxonomy places the organism in Eukaryota, Fungi, Ascomycota, Eurotiomycetes, Chaetothyriales, Herpotrichiellaceae. The transcript has 2 exons. Gene Ontology annotation, biological process: pyridoxine biosynthetic process.